Messenger RNA from Lineus longissimus, 4141 nucleotides. Its product is annotated as potential E3 ubiquitin-protein ligase ariadne-2-like. Gene Ontology annotation, molecular function: ubiquitin conjugating enzyme binding; ubiquitin protein ligase activity; zinc ion binding. Gene Ontology annotation, biological process: positive regulation of proteasomal ubiquitin-dependent protein catabolic process; ubiquitin-dependent protein catabolic process; protein polyubiquitination. Bases 148 to 1596 code for a protein of 482 amino acids. The transcript is spliced from 13 exons. Lineage: Eukaryota; Metazoa; Nemertea; Pilidiophora; Heteronemertea; Lineidae. The record is from RefSeq and is a predicted model, not a curated record. Gene Ontology annotation, cellular component: ubiquitin ligase complex; cytoplasm.
ACUUUAAAGAUGGCUGCCUCAUUUCAUUGAAACACUUUGUGUGUUUAUAUUCGUAAAUUGCGUUCUAACGUCUUACUGGAAGUGAAAUCGUAGUCUGAUUUGAUAUAGUGGAAUAAAGGAGACAGUGACUAGAGUGACACAUCUGCGAUGUCUGUGGACAUGAAUACGGAUGGCUCCGACAUGGAGGAUUACGGCAGUGAUGAAGACAAUUAUGAUAAUUACUAUGAUGACAAUGCUGAUGAUGUGGAAUUUAUAGACAAGUCACAUUUAAAGGAGGAUCCGGAAUACUUUGAGUUUGAACUUCUCAAAAUUGAGGAUGUGGAGCGACUUCUGAAUGAGAAUGUGGAAGCUGUAUGCAAUGAACUCAAUGUUACUCCCUCCCGUGCCAAAGUCCUGUUACAUGCUCACCGAUGGGCUAAAGAUGAGAUUAUACAAAGGCACAAAAGAAACCCCGAGAAGCUAUUGGUAGAUUCACGAAUAUUGCCAAAAGUAAAACAGAAGCCCACUACCAAUGGUAGUAAAUCUACGAUGUGCCCUGUCUGUCUUAGCAAGUGUCCCUCAGACUCCACGUGUGCCGUGGCGUGUGGUCACUUGUUCUGUAAAGACUGCUGGGAGAUGCAUUUUAUGACACAAAUUAAUCAGGGAAUAUCUACAGGUAUAGAAUGUAUGGGUAAAGACUGUAAUGUCCUCGUCCCAGAGGACUUUGUGAUGCAAUUAGUGAACAAACCUGAAUGCAGGGAUAGAUAUCAGCAGUUAGGCUUCAGAGAUCACAUCCUGAGUAAUCCCGAGCUGCGGUUCUGCCCUGGUCCAAAUUGUGCCAUAGUCGUGAGAGCUGUAGAAAUCAAACAAAAGAGAGUAAUAUGCAGCUAUUGUAAAACAACAUUCUGUUUUCGGUGUGGCAUCGACUACCACUCCCCGACCGACUGUGAUGUGAUCAAGAAGUGGCUCACCAAGUGUGCAGAUGAUUCAGAAACUGCCAAUUAUAUAAGUGCUCAUACAAAAGAUUGUCCCAAAUGCCAUGUGUGUAUAGAGAAGAAUGGUGGCUGUAAUCAUAUGCAAUGUUCCAAGUGUAAACAUGACUUCUGUUGGAUGUGCCUUGGCGACUGGAAGGCCCAUGGUAGCGAAUACUACGAAUGUAGUCGUUACAAAGAGAACCCCAACAUUGCCAAUGAAUCGGUCCAUGCCAAAGCCAGGGAGGCACUCAAGAAGUAUCUCUUCUACUUUGAAAGGUGGGAGAAUCAUGCCAAAAGUCUGAAACUCGAGGAGCAGACGCUGAAGAAGAUCAAGGACAGGAUCCACGACAAAGUGAUGAAUAAUGCUGGCACUUGGAUCGACUGGCAGUACCUGCUGGAUGCUGCCAGCUUACUCAAGAAGUGUCGUUACACUCUGCAAUAUACAUAUCCAUAUGCAUACUACCUGGAGAAAGGGCCCAGAAAACAACUGUUUGAAUACCAACAAGCACAACUGGAGGCUGAGGUUGAAAACCUGUCAUGGAAAGUUGAAAGAGCAGAAAUCACUGAUAGAGGGGACUUAGAAAAUCAAAUGGAUAUUGCAGAGAAGCGACGACUGACAUUACUGAAGGACUUCAUCGAAUAGGUCAAGGGUCAAGGACAAGCUGCAGGAUGUCACUGCUAGGUGACAUGAUGUUGCCACCUGCUUACUAGGUGACCGGGUGGAUGAGUGGCUUGGUGCCUAACAUCAUGAAGGAGACAAAAUGAAACUGUUCCUCCAUUUCCUUGGCUGAUGCACAUUGUGGUGUAUUUGUUUGGUGCAAUUUUGAGAUAUACUAUGGUUUGAUUCUAAACUGGUAAUCGCUUGUUAGAAGUUCUGAUGAUAGGUUGAGUUUGAGUGUGAUAUUGUGACCUUCAAGUAUAGAGUGAUUGGUCUUUGGGGUGUACUUGUUAGAUCUGCCCUAAAACUAGGGAUUGGUGACUCUCCAGAUCAGUGUGUAACUUUGAUAUUUCAUUUCAAGGAUGUUCCUCUGGUCUCCAUUAGGGAAUUUAUUUUCGAGUUUGGUCUCAAUGACUUUGAAAUCUUGAACGAUUUCCACAAGUGUUGUAUUUUGAGUAAGCAUUUUAAAGAGACUUCUAGAAAUGCCAUUGGUCACUUAUUUGAGUCCAUUCAUAGUGUGUGGAUGGUAUUGUGUUGGGGUAGACGGUGAAGUUAUACCAGUUGAUUUUGUGCAAUAUGGUCAACCCUGUAUCUGCAGAUAGGAAAAGUUGGAUGAGGUGGCCAAAGGGAGGUGUGAUGUACAUUUCAUCCCAAUCGUGAAAGAAUAGAACAGCUAGUUACAACAUCUAUUUUACAUUGCACUUCAGUUUAUCUAUGCUUUCAACAUUUUGUUUUCCUAUAGUUUUCUCCACAUGUUAAUAAUGCUAUGGCAUGGAAGUUCUCAGGCUCAAUAAUUGAUAAUCAAGAAUGAAUAAUGACUAAGCUUAUUUAUUCUUGCUCAAAUAAAUGGUUGUCAAUUUCAAGCUCCUGAGGGUGGUUUGAAAGCCUUUAUUUCAAAUGCCGUGGAAAAGACAUGUCUGCUUUCCUUGUAAUUGAAUUGCAUUUGACCGCAGCGGUAUGGUACAAAGCUUUCAAGUGUGGUUCUGAAUCAAAGUAUUAGAGUAUGGUAUUGUAUUUUGUCUCUUCUUCAUCAAUAUUUAAUCUAGGUGUCAUUCAGUUGAGAAAUAAACUGUACAUAUCAUUAGAUUUGAUGUGAAGAAGGAUAAAAAUGAUGAAGUUUAGACAUGUUUUUUCUCGGUCCAUUGUACAUACACAUGUAUAUAGGAGAAUCUUUAUGAAUAUAUUUCUCUUCCAAUCUUUGUCUGUAUUGGUGUUGCUUGUAACUUCUUACCCUCACAGUUCUUGGAUAUGUAUUGGGUCACAUGUGGAUUGUGGAUUUGCCUGACUUGCAAGCUGCGUAAUCAUUUCCACUUCUAACAGUUCUACGUGCCACGGGCUGAGCUGUCGUCAGUGGACUGAUUUGAUCAUAACAAUCAAACUUACCGUUACCUUCAGGUGGAAUCUCAAGGAAAUGUACAUGGCUGUGGAUUUCUUGGAUUCCAGAGCACAUCAACCAACUUGUGAACAGGCUGUUAGCAGUUGCCUAUGAUGCCAAGCGCAGUGCAUUCAUUGAUCGUCCACCAGAGUGCGAACUUGUGGUAAUGUUGAUUGUUAUGAUCAAUUCUGUCCACUGAAGUAGAAUAAGAUGGAGUAGGUGAGCUUGUCUGGCACUUUCAUCACUUGGCUAGUCUUACCUUUAAACGUUUUUAUAUUUUGUGAAAUUAGGCUUAAUAGGGCUUUAUGUAAGUGAUAUUGAGGACGAGGGCUAGAGACAUACCAAAAACACAAAUCUAAUGUGAAUGGAUCUGAUAGGAAAUGUGAAAUCUUGCUAUCCUUUUGAGACAGGGUUGCUCGAUUGUGUGUGUUGGUGUCUCACUUCAUGUACAAGCUGUAGAUAGGCUUUCACUUCAAAACUAUAGCCCACCUGUAACAUUUGUAAAAAAAAACAGAAAAAAAGACCUGACACUUGUUGUGUGGGAAAGACUCGUAUUAUUUGAGUAUUUGCCUGGUUUUGUUGUUGUUCCCUGUUGCAUUUCCCUGUAGCUAAAACAGAACCAUAAGCAGGGGGGGCUAUGCUUACGAUGGGUUAACAUUGUGAGAUUUGACCAGAAGGAAAUUGCACAAAGAGAGUAAGCUUUAAGCUCAUUGUAUGGUGAACGUAUGCGUGAUGUUUCUGGCUGAUGCCGUCUUAUAUUUUGUUGUUUGGGUUUGUCAUAUAAAUUUCCGCAUUUGGUUUGGUUUUUAUAGCCCUUUCCAUUUCCUUACAUGGUACAUACGGAAUAAUGUAAGGUUACAUGUAGAGGUAUAGCAAUAUAGCACUCGCUUAUAAGCCACAGGGUUACCCCUAGCCUAAGUGAGAUGUGCAAUGUAAGGAAACAUAAUAGGUGUCACAGUUCAAAAUAAAGUGAGUUGAUUCCAAGGAUCUAGUUGAGAGUGAAGCAAAGGAACUCAUUAACUGGGUGAAGUUUAAGUGAUUGAUAAGAUGUUAAACCCACUUUAGCUUUCCAGCCUAGUGAUUGAUAUAUCCUCUGAUAUUUGUCCUUGAAUUUGGAGAUGUACAGAUUUGAAUAAAGCUCGUAAAAAGAUCUGA